Juglans regia (Persian walnut) is the source of this 2600-nucleotide messenger RNA. RefSeq lists its product as uncharacterized. Bases 610 to 2238 code for a protein of 542 amino acids. The transcript has 4 exons. The record is from RefSeq and is a predicted model, not a curated record. Lineage: Eukaryota; Viridiplantae; Streptophyta; Magnoliopsida; Fagales; Juglandaceae.
UUUUAUUUUUUCCACUAAUUUUUCACGAACCGUAUCUAAAUUCCUUUCCCCUUCAUCGUCCUCCUUCUUUACGACUUUUCUCGGAUCCAGCCCAGCGUUUCCUCCGAUAAAUUUUACAACCUUCAAUUAUAAAUCGAAGAUUUGUUCAAUUCUCUUUGUCCUCUAUUAAUUGAACCCAAAUUGAAUUCACGCCAUUGAUCAUACCCGAUUUUCGAUUUAGGGUUUGUAAUCGGCCCUUUAGACCAUUGCAAUCCUUCAAUACUUUAUCGUUAUCUCUUCUAUUUCAUGAUUCGGUAAACUCCCCUCUCUUUCAUGCACGUAUUUCUUAGAUUGUCUGGACCCGUUCUAAUUUCUAGGGUUCUGAAGCGUUCGGUUCGCUAAGCAAUUCGGGUGUGUAAUAGCUUCGACUAGGGUUAGGUUUUCAGAAAGAUUUGGAACCUUUGUCUUUGGUGUAAUUAAGUUGGGGAUGCGUUCAAGGGCAUAGGGAAUUCACCUUUGGCGUUUGAUUCCGUGAUAUCUUAACUGAAUUAAGGCUUCUAGGGUUUUACCUUGAUCUCUUCGACACUUUUCUUUUGCGGUCCUUCGAAUUGACGAAUUUGGGAGGUUAAGAUGGGAUCUAAAAGGCCUUUUGAUGCUGAAGAGUUCCCGGAGCUUCACUGUAAGCACCCAAGGAAGCUUGAGUAUAGCAAUAUGCCAGAUCCAUGUGAUGAACUUGUUUCUUGUGAUAAUGCCCCACAGGAACCUAUUAUUUCAGGGGAGUAUGAGGAUGGCCUUCAUAAAUUUCAGUGGCAUGAGGCACUUGAAAAAGACACUGUCACAGAUGUUUCAAAUUUAGUUGACAAGGGUUUCGGGACCAAUGACCCCUUGUCAUUGGUUUCCAGCAGUUCUAGUGAAGAAGAUGCUAGGUCUGGGGCAUCGGCAUACUCAUCUAUUUAUCCAGAAUAUUUUGAGUUAGAUUUCCCACGAAGAAGAUUUGUUCCAUUUGAGGAUGCCUAUCAUUCUUUCUUGGAUCAUUUUCCUAGAAAGCAAGUUCCCAUUGGUACAAAUCACCAAGCCAGUAUUCCAUUGUGGGGCAAACUCAUAAAUGAGAACAACUUAGACAUGACAGAAAAGCUUACUCCCAGCAUUGAUGAUGGUGGCAGUGAGGAGAUGCUGAUGGGGGCUUUGAUUGUCCCAAUGCCUGAUCCAAAUUUGUCUAUAGACAGGGGUGACUAUGCUGGAGAUGGUAGGACAGAUUGUCACUGUCUGGAUUCUGGCUCUAUUAGAUGCAUUCACCAACAUAUUAUGGAAGCACGGGAGAAACUUAGAAGAACACUUGGGGAAGAAAAAUUUGUGAAUUUAGGGUUUUCUGACAUGGGUGAGGAAGUGGCACACAAGUGGACUGAAGAAGAAGAGCAGAUAUUUCACGAGGCUGUUUACUCCAGUCCUGCAUCCUUGGGUAGAAACUUUUGGAAACACCUAUCUUUGGUAUUUCCUUCUCGAAGUAAAUCAGAGCUUGUAAGCUAUUAUUUCAAUGUGUUCAUGCUGCGGAGGCGUGCUGCUCAGAAUAGGUCUAAUUUGCUGGACAUAGACAGUGAUGAUGAUGAGUGGCAUGGAAGAGGCUCUUAUGAGGUUGGCGAGUCAGAAGAAGAUGUGGACUCUGCUAUCGAGUCACCUGUUGAUCAAGAUACCCAGGCCGAUUCCUCUGAAGAAGAUGAUGGUAGUGAUGAUGACGAUGACAAUGAUGAUGACAACAACAAAGAUGGUGGUGAUGAUGAUUGCAAUGGUGAUGGUGGCGAUAGAUCUGGUAGAGAUGUUGUUCUCAUAGAAGAUGGUGGGAUGAAUCUUCCGUCGGAUGCACACGCUAAGUUGAUUGAUGAGAGUAAAUUUGACCCCUUGGUUCAGCAUGUGGAUAAGACUUCAGGGAGUGAUCAGGAGGAUCUCAGUGCACAAGAUGACUCAUGCCUGUCAUUUGAUUGUCAAGCCAAUAUGACUAGCUCCUGUGAUCCUGUUAACAGCGAAAAUGCUUUACAAGUGUGUGGAGUUAAGAGUGAGCAUGCCAAAUGUUUGCACAGCAAAGAUGAUUGGUCUAAUGAUUCAGUGGGUCAGUUCAAUUUACUGGAGCCCUAUGAUGCUAAAGCUUGGGAUGGCAGCUGCCCAUCAGCUUCAUUAAAAGGUUUUGAUCUUCUAUCCACAUGGAACAUGAUUGAAGAGAUUUUUGGGCAAGGGACUUCAGAUAAAAAGGUGAUGGAUGAUUGAGGCAUCAACUGGUGUCCCUUGAGAUAGGUAUCGAUUUCUUAGCACACUAACAUAUCUGGUGCGGCCUUUGCGAGAGGGCCAAGAUUUUGAGGCUUUGGCAGGUGGAAUUGUCUUGCAAGAAUUUUUUUCCCUAAAGCGUGGGAUAUCUUGUUUUCCAUUAUCCUGGUGUACAUCCUUUUUUUCCCGGGUAAAUAAGUGUUACAAGAAGAGGGGGUCAGCAUGUUAAAAUGUUGUCUACAUCCUCGUUGAGUCUGUUAUUUGGUAACUAGUGCUUUCGAGGAAAUGCCUUCUUGUACGUCGAUAACUCUUGUAUAUUUUAUUCAGUCCGUACCUCUUUAUUGGGGUGGAAGCCAAUUUUGUUA